GUGGGUGGAGGUUAAAGGGGAGGUUUGUGUUGACAGUGCGAUCAGCUGCAGACUGUGGACUCUCAGUAAACACUGGUAGUUAGUUAUUAACGCAGCAGAAACAGUGAAGCAUCGUCUGCGUCCACGGCUUCAGCUCAUCACACACAACAACAAGCACCAAAGACGUGACUGCUUCGUCUGAUUGGCCGCAGGUUUGAUCGAGGUCAUGUCCCACCUCGCCCUGUGCGUGUGCGCUGCCGUCGCUCUGUGGUCGGUGUCGGUCAUCAGUCUGACAGUGUUCACGGACCCCCCCCAGGCUCACAUGCUGCUUCGCUCUCGUCGGGCCAACUCCUUCCUGGAGGAGCUGAAGCCGGGCUCCCUGGAGCGGGAAUGUAAUGAGGAGAAAUGUAACUUUGAGGAGGCCAGAGAGAUUUUCCAGACCAGAGAAGCUACACUGGAGUUCUGGACAGUUUACUCAGAUGGGAACCAGUGUCUGUCCAACAUGUGUGAUCAUGGAGACUGUGUGGAUUUGUUCCAAGCCUAUGCGUGCCGCUGCCAUCCCGGAUACGAGGGCAAAUACUGCCAGUACACUCGAACAGCCACUAACUGCUCCGUGGAUAAUGGCGGCUGUGACCACGACUGUACGGAGAGCAACGACGGCCUGUCGAGGACCUGCAGCUGCGUGAGCGGAUACAAGCUGGCCGACGACUCCAGGAAAUGUACCCCCAAAGGUCGAUCGUCCUGCGGGCAGCUGCUGGCCACCAGCACUUCAUACACCAAACCAAUGGAAGGCCUCCGCCCCUGGAUGGUGGGAGGGCAGGUGGGCAAGAAAGGGGAGAGUCCCUGGCAGGUGCUGGUCUUGGACUACAGGAGCCGGUUUCACUGUGGGGGUGUCCUCAUCGAUGAGAGCUGGGUGCUGACAGCUGCUCACUGUCUCGAGAACAGCCUGACGUUCAGCGUACGACUGGGCGAUUACGAGCGUCUCAGAUACGAAGGCAGCGAGGUCACCGUGGAAGUCAUCAAGGCUUUCAAACACCCAAACUACAACAGUCGGACAGUGGACAACGACAUCGCCCUGCUGCGCCUGCAGACCCCCGCCCAGGUCACCGAUUACAUCGUCCCUAUUUGCCUGCCGGGACGUGAGAUGGCCGAGCGGGUGCUCCACCUGAACGGCACCAUCACGGUUGUGACCGGGUGGGGCAAAGAGGACAUGAACAGUACGGCUCAGUACAGCUCGGCGCUCAACGUCAUUGAAAUCCCGCUGGUCAGCCACAGCAUCUGUACUCAACAGAUGUUCCCCCACAGAAUCUCCAACAACGUCCUCUGUGCCGGGAUCCUCGGACAGAGGAAAGACGCCUGCGAGGGUGACAGCGGCGGGCCGAUGGUCACUCUGUACCGGAACACCUGGUUCCUGGUCGGCCUGGUGUCCUGGGGCGUGGGCUGCGGAGAGGUGGACAAACUGGGAAUUUACACAAAAGUGUCCAACUACAACGACUGGAUCCACAAAGUGCGUGACGAGUGGGACAGUGGCCGUCACCAAGAAAGGCGCCCGGGUAUCUGAACCGUCUUCACCCAGAACAGCAGCUCCAGGGUGUGCUCUGUUAAACCCACAUCACAAUUGUAACACACUUUGUUAAAUAAACUGAUUCACCAUCAA
Molecule: messenger RNA, 1636 nt
Organism: Archocentrus centrarchus (flier cichlid)
Lineage: Eukaryota; Metazoa; Chordata; Actinopteri; Cichliformes; Cichlidae
Gene: proca
Product: protein C (inactivator of coagulation factors Va and VIIIa), a
Exons: 9
Coding region: 206-1540 (444 amino acids)
Biological process (GO): blood coagulation; proteolysis
Cellular component (GO): extracellular region
Molecular function (GO): serine-type endopeptidase activity; calcium ion binding
Source: RefSeq, a predicted model, not a curated record